UAGUAAACAGUACGAUGCGAAUCGAGCUAUCGUCGACGUCGAAGCUGUCAAACAUGGCGAGAAUGUCGAUCUUGAAUGGUGGUCAAAAAUGUGAAUAGGAGGUUCGCGUUCGGUGGUGAGAUUGGUGAGUCUCGGGUGUUCUCGUCGUCGGCAGAGGCCGACGAGAGAUGCGAUCGGGAGUUAGACUGUCAGGCCGAAAGUGAAUGUGCCGAGUGAACGGCCCCGGCAGUUUUGCGGCCGGGAUUAAUCUAAGGGCAUGCCAAUUCGGGAACUAUGGGUGCUCAACAAACUAAGGAGAGAAUUGUUCCUGUCGGCUCUGCUGCGCGACAGACGCGCAAACAGCCUAGGAACCUCAAGGAAUCCCGUCUUGUCGGCUCUAAUAUAUUUACAGAGCACAGCGAAGCUCUUUUACAAAGCAGACCGCUACCUCACAUUCCGGCAUUACCAGAUGGUGAUCCACCAAAUGGGUCCAGCAUUCAGUCAAUUUCACAACAAGUGAAUAUUCAACAACAUACUGUGGUUUCUUCUGCUGGACUUUUGGAGGCUGCAAACAGGUGGACAAGUAAGGAAAACCUAUUGGCACAAGAAGAAGAUGAUCCUCAACUAUUUGUGGCUUUAUAUGAUUUUCAAGCAGGUGGAGAAAAUCAGCUCAGUCUUAAGAAAGGAGAACAAGUUCGUAUUCUAAGUUAUAAUAAGAGUGGAGAAUGGUGUGAAGCUCAUUCAAGUACUGGUCAAGUAGGAUGGGUUCCUUCAAAUUAUGUUACACCAGUAAAUUCCUUGGAGAAACAUUCCUGGUAUCAUGGAAGGAUAUCCAGGAAUGCUGCAGAGUAUCUCCUAAGCUCUGGUAUAAAUGGUAGUUUUCUGGUUCGUGAAUCAGAAAGCAGUCCAGGUCAACGCAGUAUUUCUCUGCGAUAUGAGGGUAGGGUAUACCAUUAUAGGAUUAACGAAGACAGUGAGGGAAAGAUGUUUGUUACAACUGAAAGCAAAUUUAAUACUCUGGCAGAAUUAGUACACCACCAUUCAAUGCUUGCUGAUGGUUUAAUUACACAAUUACUUUAUCCUGCACCAAAGCACAAUAAACCUACUGUUUUCCCACUUAGCCCAGAACCUGAUGAAUGGGAAAUUAAUAGGACAGACAUAGUCAUGAGGCAUAAAUUAGGUGGGGGGCAAUAUGGGGAUGUCUAUGAAGCUGUAUGGAAGAGGUAUAAUAUGACUGUGGCUGUAAAAACCUUAAAGGAGGAUACAAUGGCUCUAAAAGACUUUCUGGAGGAAGCUGCAAUAAUGAAGGAAAUGAAGCAUAGAAAUCUAGUUCAGUUAUUAGGUGUAUGUACUCGGGAACCGCCUUUCUACAUCAUUACAGAGUUCAUGAGCAAAGGAAAUUUGCUAGACUAUUUGCGGAAUGAGAGUAAACAUCAAAUAAAUGCUGUCGUUUUGAUGCAUAUGGCUACGCAGAUCGCCAGUGGAAUGAGUUACUUGGAAAGCAGAAAUUUCAUUCACAGAGAUCUAGCGGCUCGAAACUGCCUAGUGGGUGAAAAUCAUCUGGUGAAGGUCGCAGACUUCGGCUUGGCCCGAUUGAUGAGAGAUGAUACGUACACGGCUCACGCUGGAGCGAAAUUCCCUAUAAAAUGGACUGCUCCAGAAGGACUAGCAUAUAAUAAAUUUUCUACGAAGUCUGAUGUGUGGGCAUUUGGCAUCUUACUUUGGGAAAUAGCAACCUAUGGAAUGUCUCCCUACCCUGGUGUUGAUUUGACCGAUGUCUAUCAUAUGCUGGAAAAAGGCUACAGAAUGGAAUGUCCACCUGGAUGUCCACCGAAAGUAUAUGAAUUGAUGCGGCAAUGUUGGCAGUGGUCCGCUGCUGAUAGGCCCACUUUCAAAGAAAUUCACCACUCUCUUGAAAAUAUGUUUCAAGAAUCUAGUAUUACAGAAGAAGUUGAAAAGCAAUUGCAAGGAGGAGGAGAAAUUCCUUUACUUUCAUACAAAAAAUCUCAGACUGGUAGCACUGGAAACAUCCAUGGGCUUGUUCUAGUUUCUGAACCAUUAUCAUCUUCAGAUACUACCAGUUCAGUAACGAAACUGAGUACAUUCACAGGUGGUAUGUCGAGUAAGAACAAUAGUAGUAUCGUACAAAUGAGACGUUCUACGAAUAAAAAGGGGAAACAGGCUCCUGCCCCUCCAAAAAGAACGAGCUUGCUGUCGUCGUGCAGUUCGUUCCGCGACUCUGCCUAUCAAGAGCAAGACUCUCAAAACACUGAAACGAACACCAUGACUCUCGAUGAUGCCACGGAUCUAAAUGGUAUUGAUAAGAUUCUCGAAGGUAUUGCGCGAGAUCUCGCGACGAUGGCUCAAGGAACGAUUGCUACAGGAGGCUGUGAAAUCGAGGAGGAUGGAGAGGGUUCUCAGGGUACAGCGGAACCAAACUUUAUCACUCAACCUUCAACGUCUCCGGAACCUAUACCUGGCUUGACCUGUUCACAAAAACAAAUUAAGCCACGACCUUAUCCAUCGAAAGAGCCAUUACCACAAAAGUUGGUACAAGUUGGUGCAUUAGAAGUACAGAACGUAAAAAGAGCCAUUAAUCGUUACGGUACAUUGCCAAAAGGUGCUAGAAUUGGCGCGUAUUUGGAGUCUUUACGUCAGAGUGGCAUGCCAUCGAAUCAGGAAUCGACGACAGUGGCUUCUUCCAUGACACCUGGUACAGUGGAACAACAUGAAGCAUCUAUCGACAAUUCGCAACACAGAUCUCUUUCUCCUCGUCAAAGUAAUUUACGAAGUCAGCCUCAAAUGACUCGUAGUAAUUCUUCAAGCGGUGUUGUUAAUACUUAUCAACCUCCAAAUUCUCCCCGUACUCGAGUAGUAGCUGUAAGAAAGAAUAAUCAGUCUGAUGCUGUCGGUUUAAGAACUUUUCGGGUUUCAAGUAACUCUAAUUUUCGUACUGCGAGCCCAUCGAGAUCUGUUCAACCGUCGUUAGCUGACUUGGAGUUUCCUCCUCCACCCGCAGAUUUGCCUCCUCCACCAGAUGAAAUUUUUUCUGGGCAAGAACAAGCUGAACUACCACCUCCUAUUUCUUGCAGCGAAAUUUCUCAAAUAAGAAAUUCUCCUUUAUCCAUAAGAAAAGCAAAGAGUACAGAUUGGCGUUCAAAGGAGGAUGAAAAUGAGCAUCAAGAAGACAGGAAUGAUGUUAGUAACGCAGAACCCUCUGUAAAAGAAGCGUGUUCGAGGUUUGGAGUUAAUUUGAGACGCAGAGAAACUCAAGAUAACUCGUGUAGAACUACCGAUAAUAAAAGAACGGGUUUUAAGUCCAGGAUAGAAACAAUCGAGCCUGCUGCACCACCAGAAGAAGCACCACCACCUCCUCCACCACCUCCACCACCAGUUUCCACAAAUUCACCUCCUGAUAGUUUUGAACGGAAACCUGGAAUGAAAGAGAUGUUGGAAUUGAAGCUGAUAAAUGAAAUUAAACAAAGUGCAGAAACUAAACAUGGUACUACUACGAAAAAACCUGGAGUAAUAAGCAGUACUCCAUCUGCUCUUUUGGAUCCAGCAUCACAGUUACUUUCGGAACUCUGUGCAAGUUUUAACAUGGAUUCUGGACAAAGACACGCUCAAAAUGAGUACGCUGUAUCAACUUUAAAAACCAACGAAGCAAUUCAAGAACAACAACUUCAAAUACAUAAUACUCAUAAAGAUUCAUGCAUAUCUUCUCCAGUAACUGAGUCGAUACUCUCUAGCGGAAGUGUCGGUUUUAAGUUGAAGAGAGUAGAUAAGCGAAAUAAUCCGCAGAAGGAGGAGACAUCUGAUGGACAAAUAAUCGAUUUCAAGGCCAGACUUCGAAAAGUUGAGAAUGCAGAAAGGGAAAAAUCGUUAGAGGAGAAAAGUACUAUCACUGAACAAUCUUCAGAAUCAGAAGAACAACAAGAUGAUAAGCGCAGAAGCACUGGUAGUAUCAGCAGUUUAAAGAAACUUUGGGAAAAUAAAGAAUCCUGUGAUAGUCAGCCUCACAGCCCAAAACUCAGUGUCAGAGGAAGUAGCGGUAAACAAGAAACUCUUGACCAGACAGAAGAUUCACCUGAAGAUCAUAGUGGAGCCUCAACCCGUAGUCAGAGUUCUGGUAGCAAAAGUGAUACUAGACUAUGGCCACCACCUGAACCAGAAAAACCAGUUGUUCCUGCAAAACCACUAAAACCAUUGUGUUCUUCAACUAAACAUUUUGGUUCUUCAAUUUAUGCAACACCAAACUGUACGAAAUCUCAACAUGCAGAAGACGAUCUAAGUAAACAGAAUACAGACUCAAAAACCGCAAAACAAAUCGUACUGGAGCUUUCAACAUUAAUUGAGAACAGCGUAUUAAAUUUGAAAAGUAACUCAACGAUAGUAAUGACUAGCUGGCUUCAACUUUCAGACAAGGUAGGGCUGUUACAUGGAAUGUGCGCUAAUCUCGCAGACAGUGGUAUCGCACCGCAUGCGCGAUUUCAGUUUCGCGAACUUCUUGGAAAGUUAGAACUUCAGGCACGACAACUUCGUGCAGCUGGUACUCGAAAUGUCGCAGAGAAUACAAGACUUCUCACUGACCUCCAAAACACGAUAAAGGAUGUUGUCAAUACCGUACAAAGAUAAAUUAGAGAAAUUAACAUCAUUCUCUCUAUCUCCACCCUUAUUCUCGUCCUCAUUUUCACCCGAUACUAUUUGCAAUGUCCCUGUCUGUUACUCAAUCAUGAAAUGUUUUGGACACCUUCGGAAAUCGUUCCGAAGUCUUGUAUCAGACUUAUAUGUUUUAACUUCUGUGUUAAACAUCAAGCAACUUUAUGGUUCUUAUCUAAUCUCAGUUGAGAUCCAUUUAAAAUACUUCUUUUGCAAUGGAUAUUUUAUAAAGUUUCUAUUGCAAUGAUUUUCCUAGAAAUACUUUUAUAAUUUUGCUCCUGGAGAGAGUACGCUAACCCAAGGAUAUUUUAGAGUAAGGCCUCAAGUCGAUCUCGGCCUCAAUCAAGUACUGAUUUGAUGGAAAAGUAAGAAAAAUCUAAAAUUAAAAUACUAAAUUAAAAAAUAUAUAUAUAUUUCUCUCUCGAUUUUUUCAUCAAUACAUUUCUUAAUAUAGACUGCGAUUAGCCAUUUUCCUUCGGAUUUUGAGAUAUUAUUAUAAUAAAAGUAUUAUUCUUUUGAUAUCGAGAAAAAAAGACCACAUAGUACAUAAAUGUAAUUCACUUAUAUUUUUUAUGUAUUGAGUUUUGCAAAAAAGAAAAAAGGAAGAAAAGAAAUAUGUAUUCUCAAGAGCAAAGUGAAUUUAGAAGUAUGAUAAGUAUAUAAAUAAGGAUCAAAUAUACUCUGGUUCCUUAAAUUUUUUUAAUAAUAGUUUAAAAUUGAUAGAAAAAGGACGAGUAAUCGCAGUUUAUCGAGACAAAAGAACGCAUAUUAAUCUUAUGAAAACAGAAAAAGAUACUUUUUGUACACUGAACACUUGGUUCUUCUUUUUGUAAAUUAAUUAUGGUUACUUCUACGUCGAUCCAACAUGUAUCCUGUAUAAGUGAAAACUCUACGUGAAUCAUACUCGUCCGCUAUACGAUAAAUGUAGUGAUUAUAGUUGUCGAGUAAAACAUCUCGGUGUUCUUUCAUCGAACUUUCUCGCGCCGUGCUUCGUAAUAUCGUACGCAGUCUUAGGCUAGAUUAUACAUCGUAAGUGCGAAAACUUUUAAGCGAGUAAGCCAUUUUAAUGCGUGAGAGGAUGUAACAACUUUUGUAUUUGUAUAGAGUAAGUCGAAUAACAGGUAUGCUUAAUAAUACAGUAAAACUUUGAUUAGAGAAAUUAAUCAGAAAAAAUAUUCUUAAAUUGAUGGACUUUUCGAUUAAUCAACCCCCAUUCAUUUUAUUUGCAUAUAUAAUAGUAUCAUUUAUUCCGUUUUUAACUCAUUUAUGAUAUAUUGUUUCAGUGUUUUAAAAAUUUUUAUUGUUUGUAAUAUAUAUAAAAAUUUGAUUGUUUGAUGUGUUGAUAUCUAUCGUAAAUUUGUUUUCAUGCAAUAACUAUACUAAGCAUGUAUUAUUAAAAUAUGUUUAUCUUAGAUAUAUAAAAAUUUGUCAGCCAAAAAUAUAAUACUUGUCAAUUUAAAUUGAUAGUUAUAUUAAUAUUACUAAUUAAUAUUGAAUAAUGGAAAGUUCGAUCAAGUAUUAUAAUAAUCAAAAAUCAGAUUUGUAUAUGAUCAAAUAGUGUCAAGGUUUUACUGUAUAUAUUUAUGUAAAUCAGCGGGUGUAAUUAAUCAAAUUUCGAAAUAUUUUAUUUUGUCUACGCAUCGCGUAGAUUUUCUUCCACAGAGCGCUAGUAAAAAAUAAGGACUCCGGAUACUUUUUAAAGAAAUCGAGGAAAAGAAAGCAAAAACAAACUAUCAACUUUAAAUAAAAAUUAGUAUUCAUUUUA
Bombus huntii is the source of this 6403-nucleotide messenger RNA. RefSeq names its product tyrosine-protein kinase Abl (gene Abl). Gene Ontology annotation, molecular function: non-membrane spanning protein tyrosine kinase activity; protein binding; ATP binding. The coding region runs from base 274 to 4614 and encodes 1446 amino acids. The record is from RefSeq and is a predicted model, not a curated record. Gene Ontology annotation, biological process: protein phosphorylation. The transcript is spliced from 16 exons. NCBI's taxonomy places the organism in Eukaryota, Metazoa, Arthropoda, Insecta, Hymenoptera, Apidae.